This is a messenger RNA of Symbiodinium natans, 834 nucleotides long. Lineage: Eukaryota; Dinophyceae; Suessiales; Symbiodiniaceae. The record is from the annotation of a GenBank genome assembly.
AUGGCUUCCGCAUCGUUUACUGCGGCGGUGGCAGUGGCUCUUUGCGCUCUGUUGUCUUUGGCAGAGGUGUGCGAGGAGCAUUCCGACACAUCCUUGCUGCAGGGUCACUUUGCGGCAGUUUCGCCACAUGCAGUCGAGCAACAACAUUCCAGCUUGCGCCAAGAUAAAGAAAAGUGGCCGCUCAGUGGGGAAACCCAUAUCUUGUCAGAGGAAGAGACGGCCGAGUAUUCGUCGUGGUUCACAUCAGACCUGCUCCCAAAGUGGGAGAAUCGCAACCUGGAGUCCACGUGGAAGCUGCAAACAACCAUCACCAUCAAGCAGCCAGCGCAAACAGUCUUCGAUGCCAUCAUGACCUCGAACAUGUGGCCUGUCUGCUACCCCAACACGCUCAGUGUGGGCGGGUUCUCGCAUCAGCCCUUCACACCCGAGACACCAGCGGGCAUGAUCUUGGAGAAGUUCUUGUGGGCUGGUGCUUUCUACUCUCUCUUCCGUUACCAGGUUGAAGACUACCAGCCUCCUUCAUUUGCAACCUUUGAUGGUGCAAUCAUCUUCUCCGUGGGCGAUGUGAUCGCUCAGGAUGCCGUCGACACCAUCGGCGGACGCUUCCAGUACAAUCUGACGUCCACCGGGCCAAAUGAGACAAGCUGGACACGAACCGUGUAUUUCUACCAGGACAAGAGCGCCACGCUACUUCAGCAAACGGCUUUUGCCACCAUGAUGAACACGGUCAUUUUCCCUGCACAGAAGAAAGGGGCACCCCAGUACGUGAACUGCGCGAAGAUCUUCCUUGAAACCCCUGGUUGGGAACGGGAGUUGUGGGGCUCGAGCAAGUAG